UCAAAUCUAUCCAGCCAGGCAAGCCAUAGCCACACCAUCAAUUCACAGGACUUGAGCCAGCCAUGGCGACCAGAGCUUUGCUUGCCGUUAUAUCUGCGUCUCCGAAUCGCUGCUUCAUCUCUCCGAGCAGGAUCAAAAUCCAAUCUUUAACUUCCUCUUCUUCAAGUCAUUAUUACCAAAGACGACAGAGUAGAAAAAUCCACAGAAUAGCUCCAAGUUACUCGUCUGACUCGGAUUCCUCCGUUCUUCAGCCGCCGGACGUGUCCCGUCUAGCUCAGACAGCUCGAAUCUCUCUAACUCCGGACGAGAUAGAGGAAUGUGAAACUAAAAUUCGUCGAGUCAUCGACUGGUUUGGGCAGCUUCAACAAGUUGAUGUUAACAGUGUGGAGCCAGCUAUUAGAGCAGAAAUGGAUGGCGGAAAUUUGCGAGAGGAUGCUCCAGAAACAUUUGAGAACAGGGACAGUAUAAGAGCUUCCAUUCCAAGCUUUGAGGAGGCUUAUUUAAAAGUCCCUAAAAUUCUUAACAAAGAGUGACUUUUUCAGCUUCUUGGAUUUGUUUGCCUGGAGAGAUUCAUUCUCAGAUCCGGUUCUUGUUCCAGCAUCUAUGUUUUAUAAAAUUGGUUAGGAGAAAACCAAAUUGCCUCAAAAAUUGUUAAGUCUCACGUAGGCUAUCACUCUCUACAACAUUUUGUUCACAGCCUUGUAUGCAUAUGAAACUAAAACUCAAUUUUGUUGAAUAAAGUGUCUGUGAUGGGCCGUUUUGAUCCCGGCCUAUUUUGAAUCCUCUGCGUUUUUU
Molecule: messenger RNA, 795 nt
Organism: Arabidopsis lyrata subsp. lyrata
Lineage: Eukaryota; Viridiplantae; Streptophyta; Magnoliopsida; Brassicales; Brassicaceae
Product: glutamyl-tRNA(Gln) amidotransferase subunit C, chloroplastic/mitochondrial
Exons: 6
Coding region: 63-533 (156 amino acids)
Biological process (GO): regulation of translational fidelity; glutaminyl-tRNAGln biosynthesis via transamidation
Cellular component (GO): chloroplast
Molecular function (GO): glutaminyl-tRNA synthase (glutamine-hydrolyzing) activity
Source: RefSeq, a predicted model, not a curated record